Hypomesus transpacificus is the source of this 586-nucleotide messenger RNA. RefSeq names its product macrophage migration inhibitory factor-like. The coding region runs from base 144 to 527 and encodes 127 amino acids. The transcript is spliced from 3 exons. Gene Ontology annotation, molecular function: cytokine activity; phenylpyruvate tautomerase activity. NCBI's taxonomy places the organism in Eukaryota, Metazoa, Chordata, Actinopteri, Osmeriformes, Osmeridae. The record is from RefSeq and is a predicted model, not a curated record.
CACACAACUACGAUUUCUAUUGGUGGAUUUACCAGGUCUGCCGUCACUCCUUGCUCAAAGGUCCACAUUUAAAUAGAGUGGGUCAAACAUAACUGCUAACUGUUCGUCUUACCUGGCUGUGUUUCAGUAUCUUAACCGCAAUAAUGCCUAUUUUCGUUGUGCAUACCAAUGUGGCCAAAGAAGACGUCCCGCAAGAACUUUAUUCUGAGGCGACCGUGGAACUGGCCAAAGCCAUGCGUUUACCAGAAAAGUACUUUUGCAUCAACAUCAUCGGAAGCCAGACCAUGACUUUUGGGGGAACAUCAGAGCCAUGUGCCCACUGUGACAUCCGUACUAUUGGGAGAAUUAGUGAGGAACAGAACAUGAAGUACUCGAAACUGUUGUGUGGAUUGCUGAAGAAACACCUUGGUGUUCCAUCUAACAGGAUGUACAUCGACUUCUUUGACUUCAAUCCCCAGAAUGUGGCCCAUGACAACUCAGUUUUCAGCGUGAUAUUAUCCACCAGCCCCAUACCUUUAUGUGAAUAACACCAAAAUGAUUUGGUAUCUCAGUUCCAGAUAUGUAAUAAAAUUCAUUCAUCAAAUCA